CCGAAGCACCGCACCGUCCAUGCCUGAUGCUCCAUGGCGCAGAGAACCAGAUCACCGCAGUGUCCAUGGCGCUCCGUUCAAAACCCUAAACGAGAAAUCGAACGCGUCGGCGACCAUGGAGGCGUCUCCGUCCUCUCCCCCUGCCCUCGGCGCCACAACCGCAGCCACCGCUGGAGUUGGUGGUCGGAGCUCGAAUCCCCUACUGCCGUCUCCUGAUCUCACCGACUUCUUCGUAUGGAGGGAAUUUGUAUGGGGAGGAAUUGCAGGUGCAUUUGGGGAAGGCAUGAUGCAUCCAGUUGACACUCUGAAAACAAGGCUUCAGAGUCAGGCUAUAAUGACAGGGGCUAAGGCUCAGAAGAAUAUAUUCCAGAUGGUUAGGACAGUUUGGGCUUCUGAUGGUCUGAGAGGUUUUUACAGAGGAAUCAGCCCAGGUGUUACUGGAUCACUUGCAACUGGUGCAACAUAUUUCGGUGUUAUUGAAUCAACUAAGACAUGGUUGGAGAAUGCUAAUCCUAAUCUAAGUGGGCACUGGUCACAUUUUAUUGCUGGAGCAAUUGGUGAUACACUUGGAUCCUUUGUAUAUGUGCCUUGUGAAGUCAUGAAACAAAGAAUGCAAGUCCAAGGCACCCAAAAAUCUUGGGCAUCAGCUGCAGCUAAAGGAAGUAUUUCUCAAACUCAUGGGACUCAGAUGUAUGGGUACUACAACGGAAUGCUCCAUGCUGGUUGUUCUAUCUGGAGAGAGCAUGGUUUGAAGGGGCUUUAUGCAGGAUACUGGUCUACGCUUGCCAGAGAUGUCCCUUUUGCUGGUCUAAUGGUCACUUUCUAUGAAGCAAUGAAAGAAUUGACCGAGUAUGGGAAAACAAAGUAUUUGCCAAACAGUGAUUUGGAUGUCAGCAACUCCUUUGAAGGGCUUGUUCUAGGAGGAUUGGCAGGCGGCUGUAGUGCAUACUUGACAACCCCCUUGGAUGUGAUAAAGACAAGACUGCAAGUACAAGGAUCAACAUCUAGGUACAAUGGGUGGCUGGAUGCUAUAACAAAGACAUGGACUUCCGAGGGGGUGCAUGGUUUGUUCAAGGGAAGCGUUCCUAGAAUAAUCUGGUAUAUCCCUGCAUCUGCAUUCACAUUCAUGGCAGUGGAGUUCCUAAGGGACCAUUUCAACCAUAAGGUCGACACAGAUGCCAGUGAACUAGCCACCCUGUCAAUCGAUGCGAGAUCAGAAGUCGAGGAAGCAGCUUAAUGUUCCUUUCCCUAUGAAGCGACCCUGAUAUUCCUGCCUGGUGGGAUUUAUCCAGUGGAAUCUCUGUCUUUCGGAAACAUGAUACUCCUAUGUUUUUUUUAGAUAAAGGAAUAGCCUUAUAUUCCACAACGUAGCAGGCUUCGGCCGUGUAAAUGUUGAGGGCAUACAUUGUCAGCUAGGCGAGAACGUUUGUAUGUAUCAGGGAGAAGGGAACUGACAACCUCAUGAUCCUUUAUUGGGUUGCAAUUCUUCGAGUUAGGAAUCUGGAUUCUUGGUGGGAGACUGUGAGUACUUUGAAUGAUGAUUGAAGUGAACAUGUAACAUUCUGCAGUGACCAAUG
Molecule: messenger RNA, 1577 nt
Organism: Panicum virgatum (switchgrass)
Lineage: Eukaryota; Viridiplantae; Streptophyta; Magnoliopsida; Poales; Poaceae
Exons: 9
Coding region: 20-1237 (405 amino acids)
Biological process (GO): transmembrane transport
Source: RefSeq, a predicted model, not a curated record